Vombatus ursinus (common wombat) is the source of this 819-nucleotide messenger RNA. RefSeq names its product vesicle-associated membrane protein 7B-like. Lineage: Eukaryota; Metazoa; Chordata; Mammalia; Diprotodontia; Vombatidae. Gene Ontology annotation, biological process: vesicle fusion; exocytosis. The record is from RefSeq and is a predicted model, not a curated record. Gene Ontology annotation, cellular component: membrane; SNARE complex. The transcript has 5 exons. The coding region runs from base 29 to 568 and encodes 179 amino acids. Gene Ontology annotation, molecular function: SNARE binding; SNAP receptor activity.
UGGCGAGGCCGAGGCGCUCGGAGCUGCUAUGACCAUCACGUACAGCUGCAUUGCUAAUGGCCAGGUGAUCCUGGCCGAGCUGGCCCUGACCGGAGGCUCCUAUCAGGACGCAGUUUCAUCAGUGCUAAAACUAGUGCUUCUAAAACCUGAGAAAAAGACCACAGCCCGAAUUGGAAGCUAUGUCUACCAUACUCUCCUUGCUGACGGAAUCACUUACUUGUGCGCCACAGACAAUCUCAUGGAUGUUACUUUACCAUCUGCGUUUCUUGAUGAGGUGAGCAGAACUUGUUCUGAAAAUCCCUUGAUGUUUCAAGAAUCUUUUCCUCCUUCAAAUGCAAUUGUUGCAGAUUUUCAACAAGUGCUGGGGAGAUGCAUGAUGAAGUACAAUCAAAAUCAAGGUGAAUUUAUGAUUUCCGAUCUGAAAAGUCAAGUGACUGAUGUCAGAAAUUCAAUGUCACAGAAUGUUGGCAAAAUGCUGAAAAGAGAAGAAAAACUGAAUAUACUUAUUGACAGAACAGACAAUCUUCAAGUAGCUGUAAGUUUCUGCCUCAGCUCCUGCCAUCCAUAGCGCCGCCCAAAGGUCAUUGGCCUCUACUCGAGUGCUUUUAAGGGGAUUUCAGUGAAAGUAAAGGUAGCAGACUUUUUGUAAGCCCCUUGCAUCACUGACAAUCUCCUUUAACUCAGAACACUGAGGAUACCUCUGCAGUUGUCAGAAAAUCUAAUUUUCAGAGUCCAAAAAGAUGAGACUUAUAAAUUAGAGGGUGAUCAUUUGCAUUACAAAGGAAUUUUCACUUUAAGAUUCAUCCAUGUUCCUUUAAA